AUGGUUUUGUUGGGAACUGCGAUCAUCAAGAGCAGUGAGGGAGGUUGUAACGAGAACGAUCAAAAAGACAAGCUAGUUCCGAUCCCUAAUGAUUUAGAGGCGGAGAUACUGACUAGAUUGCCGGCAAAGUCUCUUAUGAAGCUCCUAUGUGUGUCAAAGGUAUGGUCUUCCAUCAUCCGAAGUCAGAGAUUCAUCGAUUCAUACUACGCUUUGUCCUCCUCGACGCGAUCGCGUUUUACAGUGACUUGCUGUAAUGGUGUAUCCGCCCCGGCUGAGUUGAAGCGUUUGUUCAUAUUUUCCUCUUCCUUCGAGGUGAAAUCUUCUUCUUUAGUUGCCAAGCUAGACAUGACAAUACCUUUUGAUGUGGUCUUGUAUAGCAACUUCAAGUGUCCUUCCAUCCACGGCUUUCUCAGUUGUUAUUCUAAUAAUUAUCAGUUCAUUGUAUGUAACCUGAGCACGAGGCAAGUCAUUACCUUACCCAUUAAAGGACCCUGCGCAUCCUUGGGAUAUGAUCCUAUUGGUCGUCAAUUCAAAGCGUUGAACCUGGUGUCGUCUCCUGACCGGCCUCUUAAAUUUCUAGUGCACGAGGUUAUAACACUUGGCGGAACAGGAGAAGUAUCACGUAAUCAGGUUACCACCGCUCGUUAUUACCCUUUUACCGAUGGCCUUUACAUCAAUGGUUCCAUCUAUUACGGUGCUUGGGACGAAAGACUAGACCCGUUGAUUGCGUGUUUUGAUGUUAGAUACGAGAAUAUAAGUUUUAUUAAAGUGCCUACGGAUCCUCUGUUUUGGGGUGACUCGAUAUUGAUAGAUUACCGAGGGACGUUAGCUUCGAUUUUUGUAAACGCCUUUAAACCUUUCCAAAGUUUCGGUUUAUGGAUACUUGAGGAUGCCACAAAACAUGAAUGGUCCAAGAAAACGUUUGAGCUUCCCUUCCCUUUGGUCAAUAUGACUUCCCCGGGCACCAACAAGGCUGGUGAAAUCAUUUUUGCCCCAAAAUAUCUCCCAGACAUUGGUCAACCCUUGUUCAUUUUCUACUACAAUGUAGAAAAGAAAGACAUGAGAAGCGUUAGGCUCCACGGAAUUGCAGACGAUGAAGAGUUUCGGCGCCGAUAUGGACUCCUACGGGAGACGUACGUCACUAUCUCACCCGAACACGUUGAAAGUAUUGCCUCUUUGUAA
Molecule: messenger RNA, 1182 nt
Organism: Camelina sativa (false flax)
Lineage: Eukaryota; Viridiplantae; Streptophyta; Magnoliopsida; Brassicales; Brassicaceae
Source: RefSeq, a predicted model, not a curated record